CUUGGCAAUCCUCAGGGCUGUCAAUGCGAUGAAAUCUAAUUCCCACGUGUCAGGAUGUUUAUCUAGUUACCAUGGCAACGAGGAAGUGAAUACUUGCGUUCAUCAGCAAUAGCAUAAAGACGGUAUUACCAUUGUUGCAAAGAAGAAAAUACAAAAAACAUUAUUUGUGUUCAAAGAAUUGGAUGUGCUGUUCGAUACUAAUAGAGUUAUAAGAUCUCCAUCGCGAGCUGCCAUUAGCAGGUAUUGGUUUGAGCUCGCAAUUCAACCCACAUUUUCACGGUCUGUUUCGCGCAAUGCGCUUCGCCGACCGGUGAGCAGAAAACGGUUUGACACCUGUUCUGUGUUUCGGUUCCAGUCAUGUCGAAUGGAACUGCUGUCAUUGGCGGAGCUUAAGCGACACAGAAUGUAACGGUGAUAUUCCAGAAGUCAUAUUAGUAUGGAAUGUUCGCUGGUGUGAUACAGCCCUUGGUGCAAGUUCCAACGUAUUUUAAGACUCGACAGGGAUGUGUGGAACUUUAAUAGCCCAUACAGAACAGCGUUCCUGACGAAUAUAAUCUUUUCCAAUAUGGGUAAACUGAACAUAUUUGAAAUAACUUUAAACAACCCUCAAGGUGUGUAUAACCCCGGCCAGAUAUUAGAGGGAUGUGUUGUUGUGGACUUGAACAAGGAAAUGACAAUGAGAGCAAUAAGGCUUCACCUGUACGGGGGCGCUGACGUAAGAUGGACAGAGAACCACACUUCCGGGACAGGAAAGAACCGGAAGACGGUGACGAAGAUCUAUUCCGCCACCGAGACCUACAUCAACUAUGUAUUCGUGCUGUUUGGAAAAGAGCCACACAUAGAAGGAGACAACCAUUCUCUACCUGCAGGCCGCUACACAUACCCCUUUCAGUACCAGCUCCCAGUUGGCAUCCCCUCCUCGUUUGAGGGUACGGUAGGGAGGGUGCGGUACUGGCUCAGUGGAACCAUUGACAAGCCAUGGAAGUUCGACCACACAACGAAGAAAGCCUUUACAGUGAUUAAUCCACUGGAUCUCAACACCGAGCCUGGGAGUAUGGAUGGAAUACGAGGUGAAGGUCAGAAGACGCUGUGUUGCCUCUGCUGCAAAUCUGGACCAAUCAGCUGCACGUUCCAGAUUGACCGCUGCGGUUAUGUACCCGGGGAAACCAUUCCUAUCAAAGGCGAGAUCAUCAAUCACAGCAAUCGGAGAAUGAAGAGGUCAUAUGCGCAAUUAUACAUGGUGAGGUACUACCACGCAACACGGAAGUCGAGAAGUGACGUCCAGAAAAUAGCGGAAAUCUCGCGUGGUGAAAUCCUCCCUGGUGACACCGAUAUCUGGGACGGAGACCCGCUUUUAAUACCGCCAGUGCCGCCUUCCAAGUUACCUGGGUGCAGAAUAAUAGCCCUCGAGUACUUCAUAAAGUUAUGUGUUGAGCCUGCGGGACCUGGCUUUCAGCUGGAAAUACCUUUGAGAGUGAUCAUCGGAUCCAUACCGCUCAGAUACACACUGGAACAAUACGGGUUCGCUCCUGUAACCCAGGACACACACCAGUCUCAGCUUUACCAUGACAGUCGGCCAUCUUCAACAUCACCGCUACCGUCAAUGCCUCCAUCAUACGCAGAAAGCGUGUUUGGGCCAGUGAACAUCAAGGAUGAGGAUGACGACGAGCACACAAAAGGCAAUAUGAACUUUACUCCAGUGUACACCUUUUACAGCUGGGGAGAAAGAGCUCAGCCUUCAGCACCUCCAUCGUAGAGGAUGCGUCCCAAACAUCCUAAACAAGCAGUACCUCACAUAAUCUCCCGUUUGCUUUCAGUGGGCUACGGGACGAUUGGUUUCACUAGCUAGUUACUGCAGAGAUGAAGACGUGAGGCGAGCAAGGAAUCUGUGAUUGUGGAAACUAAUUUCCCUGUUCUUAUGGGUUUCCACCAAAGUGGUAAAACCCUGCAAGACCUCGUGCUCUCAAUCCACAUCAGGGCGACACUAUACUAUUAGUGAAGACUGCCUUUGACCAAAUUUACCCAAGGCAAUUGUGUAAAUGUAAAAACUAGCAAGAGCGCAAUGCAAGUGCAGUCUUUUCAUACAAAGCAAUGUCGUGAAAUAUUUCCCUUAAUGUGA
Molecule: messenger RNA, 2119 nt
Organism: Haliotis rubra (blacklip abalone)
Lineage: Eukaryota; Metazoa; Mollusca; Gastropoda; Lepetellida; Haliotidae
Product: arrestin domain-containing protein 3-like
Exons: 8
Coding region: 566-1756 (396 amino acids)
Biological process (GO): protein transport
Cellular component (GO): cytoplasm
Source: RefSeq, a predicted model, not a curated record